Messenger RNA from Scatophagus argus, 4222 nucleotides. It is a transcript of the gene adam15, whose product is annotated as ADAM metallopeptidase domain 15. The record is from RefSeq and is a predicted model, not a curated record. Gene Ontology annotation, molecular function: integrin binding; metalloendopeptidase activity. The transcript has 26 exons. Gene Ontology annotation, biological process: proteolysis; innate immune response; integrin-mediated signaling pathway. Lineage: Eukaryota; Metazoa; Chordata; Actinopteri; Scatophagidae. The coding region runs from base 460 to 3345 and encodes 961 amino acids.
CUUCACGCAGCUAAAUGACGUAUCCGUUAACUCCCGGUAUAAACACUCUCUCUCCGGUGCCCUCCGGUAAGAAGCCACUUUCAGGUCCAUGGGACGGAUAAGCCGAACUCUUCGGUUUUCCACGAAUUUAACCCACAGCAAACGACACAUUUCGUCCGGUGUUAGCGGUAGUUUUGGCCGCCAGAAACUGUUUUCGACAGCGCUGCGCAGAUUCGGACUGGAGGACCGGACGGUCUGAUACGUUAAUGCCGAGUUACCGCCACUGGCAGCAGUAGAUCACACCGAGAGAGAUUCUGUGGUUCCUACCGGAAAGACGAAGCACCAUGGAGUUUCACUGGAGCCUCUCCCGGUGCUCCGACUCGGUGAGGUAACGAGAGUGGGACGGUGUUGCCUCACACACACACACACACACACACACACACCAAACAGCAGCUACCUGUUGCCGGUGACGCAGAGAGGAUGAGCGGAGCGGCCGUCCUGCUGCCGCUGCUCCUGCUCAGCAGCCGUGUUGCGUUCACUGCUGCCAGGUCACUGAACACGCCGAGGGACGGAGGGGUUCUGCCUGUGGACGGACAGACGGACGGAACAGACAGCCUAAUCGCCACCGUGAAAGGUGUGGACAGACGGCGACGCCCCCUGCCGGAGAAAACUCGUCCCUUCUUCCUGGUGGACGGACAGAGGAGGAGCCUAACCGAAGCUCUACAGGAAGGUCACCCUGACAGGCUGCAGUGUGGACUGGAGGUGGCAGGACGACUCUUCCUGCUGGACCUGGAGAAGAACCAUGAUCUGCUGCCCAAACCGCCCAACGUCUUCUACUACCUGCCCAACGGCACCGGAGUGUCUGUGAGAGCGGACCCUGUGACUCACUGUUAUUACCACGGCAGCGUCCGAGGUUUCCCUCAGUCCAGAGUGGCCCUGAGCACCUGCUCCGGACUCCGCGGCGUCAUCGCCAUCAACUCCACCCUGAGCUUUGAGCUGCAGCCUCAGGAGGACGACCACCACCAACUCCACCAGCUGGGGGAGGAGCAGGGGGGAGGAGGGGGCAGUGGAGGGAGUGGAGGAGGAGGAGAUGAAGAAGGACUCCACCUGCUGUUCUCCACUAGCCCUCUGGAGGGCGACGGUGCUGGAGACUGUGGGGUUUCUCACACUGCUGUCCCUCCCAUCCACAGCUCCACACACACACACAGGAGGAAGAGAGACAUCCUGUCUGAGACCAAAUACAUCGAGCUGGUGCUGGUGGCCGACCACCAGGAGUUUCUGAAUUACCAGAAUAACAAUAAGACCAUCAUCUACCGCAUGCUGGACGUGGCCAACCAGGUGGACUGGUUCUACCGUCCCCUGAAUGUCCGUGUUGCGUUGACCGGCCUGGAGAUUUGGAGCGACCGUGAUAAGAUCCGGGUGGAGAAGAGUCCCACUGACACCCUCAACAACUUCCUGGAGUGGAGGACCAGGGAGCUGCUGCCACGCCUUCGCCACGACAACGCCCAGCUCGUCAUGGGCGGCUCAUUUGACGGCACAACAGUGGGGAUGGCGUCCCAGUCGUCCAUGUGCUCCAGAGACCGGUCUGGUGGAGUCAACGUGGACCACCUGGUCAGUGUUUUGGGAGUCGCCUCCACCAUUGCUCAUGAGCUUGGUCACAACUUGGGGAUGAGUCACGACACAGCUGAACGCCGCUGUUCCUGUCAGAGCGAACCGCGGCUGGGAGGAUGCAUCAUGGAGCCCUCUACCGGGUUCAUGCCGGGCCAGCAGUUCAGCAGUUGCAGCGCUGCAGACCUGUCCGUCAGCCUGCUGCACGGCGGCGGCAUGUGUCUGUUCAACGUGCCGCAGCCUGAGCGUCUGCUGGGAGGACCUCGCUGUGGGAACCUGUACGUGGAGAAAGGAGAGGAGUGCGACUGUGGCCUGCUGGAGGAGUGCGAGGACCCCUGCUGUAACGCCUCCACCUGUCUGCUGGUUCCUGGAGCUCAGUGCUCGUCUGAUGGCAUCUGCUGCCACGACUGCAAGUUGCAGCCGGCGGGUUCGGUGUGCCGCGAGCCCCUGGGCGAGUGCGACCUCCCUGAGUUCUGCACCGGCUCGUCUCCUCACUGCCCUCCCAACGUCUUCCUGCAGAACGGAGAGCCGUGCGAGGACGAAGCCUCCUUCUGCUAUGGAGGAGUCUGUGCCAGCAUGGACACCCAGUGCCAGAUGCUGUGGGGGCCCAAUGCCACCAGUGCUCCAGCUGUCUGUUUCUCAUCAGUCAACAAACAGGGAAACAAAUAUGGAAACUGUGGUCAGCUGACCAACGGCUCCUACAUCUCCUGUGGAAACUCUGACGUUCACUGUGGCAGGAUUCAGUGUCAGGGAGGGAGGGAGCGCCCCCUGCUGGGCACCAACGCAGAGAUCCUCACCACCACCGUGCGCUUCAACCACAGCGACCUGAUCUGCAGAGGAACCUUCUUCCACCUGGGAGACGACGUGUCCGACCCGGCCACUGUGGCCCCGGGCACCGCCUGCGGUCCUGGCAAGGCCUGUUUGAAUCAGAAGUGUCAGGACGUGUCCGUGUUCGGUGUGGAUGAAUGUCGCACAAAGUGUAGCGGUCACGGGGUGUGUAACAGUAAUAAGAACUGUCACUGCGAUGUGGGCUGGGCUCCACCUGACUGCAGGUAUUCGGGUCACGGAGGCAGCGUUGACAGCGGACCGGCCACAGCUGCUCCAGAGUCCGACCCGGUGCGAGUGGCUCUGCUCGUCAUCUUCCUCUUCAUCCUGCCCCUCGUCCUCCUCUUCCUCGCUCUGCGCUUCCCUCGUGUCCGUCGGAGUCUCGUCUGUGUGGGAGCCAACAGCCCGUUUCACAAAGCUCGACAACACAGUCGAACGCCGGUGAUGGAGCGAGUGGACGGCAGGAACGGGGAGCAGGUUCGACCUCUGAGAUACCACCUGAACCCACCCACUGACAUCCCUCUGACUCCGCCCCACAAAGAGGUUCAUGACAGACCAGCUCCUCCCACUAAGCCACUCCCCCCUGACCCCGCCCUAACCCUCCCGCCACAGCGACCGGCGACCCCCACCAAGCCUCUGCCCCCCAACCCCUACAGCCAGCUGCGGGUGAGUCGACCAGCUCCACCCAACAAGCCGCUCCCCCCAGACCCAGUCACAUCUGGACAGGUCCCUCUCCCAGCCAAACCUGUGGUGCCUGUAAAGCCCCGCCUCCUGGGCCCUCUGCCCCACGCCCCCCCCAAGCCCAGCUACACCCCCAACUCCAAAGCACCGCAGCUCAGAGCCGUCGCACCUGCAGCCGGGCCCAACAGACGUCCUCCUGCUCCUCCACUUCGACCCUCGAAUCCUCAGAAAGUCGACUCGUCUCCACUUUAACCUCGGAGCGAACCGCAGUGCUUUGCAGGCAGUUCGGAGACCGUUGACCUGAUGGAGACGAUGAAGAUGACGAUGACUUUAUUAUCCAGUUUGCACUCAGUCGUCAGAUUUCUCACUUAAUCCUACACGAACUCUCAGAAGAUGUAAAUACGCGUUCCUGUGUCUCCGGACUUCAGUGCCUUGCUCACUGGCGUCUCAGCGGUGGAGCCGAUGCCACGAUCUUUGACUGACGGCUGCUGCAGAUGGUGUCAGCGAUACAGCGCCCCCUGGAGCCAGCAGGGGGGUCGGUGCCUUGCUCAAGGGCCCUGAGUCUGGGCUCCAACCUGUGUGUUUAAUGAGCCUGUGAAUAUUCUCAUUCAUCCAGGUCAUGGUUAUCUCAUCCAAGAGGCUUCAUCAGUUCAGGCUCGCUUGUCGUCGUCUUCAAAGCCAAAUAACUAAGUCCAGUUGCGUUCCAUUGAAUUUCCUUGAGAUGUGUGUUUAAUGGUAAAGACCAAUUUGCUGCAUGCUUUCCAAACUGUGGUCCACAGCCCUCUGUGGGACACUGAGGACAUUCUUCUGGACUAUUUUUGUUUUAAACGCGAUUUUCUAGCAAAAUGCGUGAAUGUAGAAGGCUUUUUUAUCACUCCUGCAGCUCCGACGGCUUACGUGUUCUCAGGUGGACAAAACUAAAUAAAUGGGAUUGGAUCAUGAUGGAGUCAGACUAAAGCUUUCCCUAAUGGACUCAGGAUUCAGUCGUGAUGAGACUGGACUUGAUCGGAUGGGAUAAAAUGGCAGACUGAACCUUUGCUGAAAGCCUGGGAGUUUUUCAGAUCCUGGAUCUGAUUAAAAACUUGAGGCUGGUUAAAAAUGUUAAAAAAAUUAAAUGUUUCACUCAAUA